This is a messenger RNA of Miscanthus lutarioriparius, 1347 nucleotides long. NCBI's taxonomy places the organism in Eukaryota, Viridiplantae, Streptophyta, Magnoliopsida, Poales, Poaceae. The record is from the annotation of a GenBank genome assembly.
AUGGAGAGCGGGGGUGAGAGGAGGGCGAUGGAGAGCGGGGGUGAGAAGAGGGCGAUGGAGAACGGGGGUGAGAGGAGGGCGACGGAGAACGGGGGAGGGAGGAUGCGGAGGUUCCCCCCCACGGAGUGGGUCAUGUGUUCCACGUGCUCCGGGUUUGUGUUCAGGAAGAGACGCACAUCCGAGGUGGUGGAGGUGGUGAAGGAAGCCGAGAAGAUGCGGGACUUGAUGAAGGCGGUGCUGCGGCACGGGCCCCUCCAGGAGAUAGAGCCGGCUGAGGCGACGAAGAAGCAGUGGCAGGACCUGCAGACGAGGAGGAGGAUUAUGAUGGAGACCAAGAGGUGCCCGACUUGCUCCGGUUCGCUGUUAGAGGUGUGCCCGACUUGCUGCCAUUCGCUGUUACAGAAGCCCGGGCCCGAUGAGGAAGACAAGGCGAUGGUAGCUGACCCCGGAUCGAAGGCCGGAUUGAAGGAGAAGAAGAAGAGAUCGAGGGAGGAGAGCAGCGCUGACCCCGGAUCGAAGGCUGGAUUGAAGGAGAAGAAGAAGAGAUCGAGGGAGGAGGGCAGCGAGUUGAUGGCUGUCCUUCCGUCGCAGGGCGGGAAUCAGAGGAAGAAGAUUGCGACGGAGGACGAGGCGAUGGUGGCAGACGCCAGAUCGGAGCAGAAGUCGAAGCGAUCGAGGGAGGAGGGCAAGACAUCUAGCAGCGGAUUGAAGGAGAGGAAGAAGGCGAAGAGUGAGGAUGAGGAGGGCAGCGGAUCAAAGAAGAAGGCUAAGAGAUCGUGCGAGAUGGAGGGCAGUGGAUCGAAGGAGGAGGUGAAGAUGGAGGGCAGCGGAUCGAAGGAGGAGGCGAAGAUGGAGGGCAGCGGAUCAGAGAUGGAGGGCAGCGGAUCAAAGGAGGAGGCGAAGAUGGAGGGCAGCGGAUCGAAGGAGGAGGCCAAGAUAGAGGACAUCAUCAAAUCGAUUGGCGGAAAUAGGAAGACUAAGAUGGAGAUUAGGAGGUUGCUCAAGAAGACUGUCGAGAUUUUGAAUCAGGCCCCUGUCAAGCCUCAAUCGAAGGAGGAGGCAAAGAUGAAGGACAGCGAAUCCGCUGUCAGAAAUAGGAAGACUAAGAUGGUGACUAAGAGGUUGGACAAGAAGUCAAUUGAUAUUUUGAGGAAGCAGCCCCCUCCCAAGCCUGUCAUCUACAAUACGCGUUACGUGAACCCACACUUGCUUGAUAUGAUUACUGCCCAUGAUGAGGUUAAUUGUGUGUUCCAUGAGUACUUGCAAUGCCAUUCCUUGAUCAAGGGGUAUGCUGAGUACCAGGUGGAGGUCACCGAUGACGAAGACGAUGACCACAAGUUGGUGUAG